Molecule: messenger RNA, 1464 nt
Organism: Oldenlandia corymbosa var. corymbosa
Lineage: Eukaryota; Viridiplantae; Streptophyta; Magnoliopsida; Gentianales; Rubiaceae
Source: the annotation of a GenBank genome assembly
AUGGUUUUUAGCCCAAAUACUCCAUUGCAUCUCCAAGGAUUUCUCCAGGAUGAUGUUCACGUCGAGCAGAAUUAUCAGUCAAAUCGCUAUCUUGGUCUUCCAGUUGAUGUUACUCAUCAUCGUAGUAGUAUAUUCUCUAACCUUUUGCAGCGAAUACAACGGAGAAUAACCGCUUAUAAGGUUGACUCGUUGUCAAUUGUGGGUAGGGUGGUGUUAGCACGGCAUGUGCUUUCCUCACUCCCUACUAUGGUUGCCUUCAAACUUCCAGUUUCUACUUCUCGGGCAAUUGAUAAAACUUUAGCGCGGUUUAUUUGGAAUGGUGAUCGGGAUGGCCGUCAGCUUCAUUGGAAGGCAUGGUCGACAGUUUGCAAAUCUCGAUUCCAUGGGGGCCUUGGUAUGCGUUCCUCUGAAGCGAUGAAUCAGGCACUCCUUGCUCUCAUUGCAUGGAGGAUGUUGAGGCAUCCAGAUGCUCUACUUUCUCGAUUUUAUGCUGCACGAUAUUGUCGGCAAUAUGACCUCCUCUCAGUUCAGCCAGGAAAGAAUGCCACUUGGGGUUGGCGCGGAGUCCUAUGGGGUAGAGAUUUACUGAAAACGGGUCUAAAAUGGCAAGUUGCGAAUGGUGAACGGAUCCCAAUUUCUGCAAACUGGAUUCCUAAUUCACCUAAUCCACUUGCUUUCUGCACUUGGCAGGCUAUUUCUCCUCCCAUGGUAUCUAGCCUUAUUGAUGUUAACAGGGAAUGGUGUAUUCCUUCCUUGCGAGCACUGUUCCCGGAUCAUAUUGUCCACCAAAUCCUAAGUAUCUAUCUCCCUUCGCCUGGCUCUCUGCAUAAAGAUAGACAAUUUUGGGCUCUUGAUUCCAGUGGAGAAUACACAGUCCGGUCAGCUUUAUCUCAUCGUGGUCUCUCUUCGGUUGCCCGAUGUGUUCGCUGUGGUUUGAAGGGCGAAACAACAAGCCACAUGCUCCUGGAUUGUGAUGACCCUCGCCUUAUUUGGCGAUUAUCUUCCCUGGGAUUUGACUUUACUUCUGGGACUGCUUGUUCAUUUGCUGAUUGGUUUGUUGAUUGGAUGGAGCAUGCUCUUGUUGAUGACGUUCGCUCCCAGUCCUUAUUCCUUCUGUGGGAAAUAUGGAAAGAUCGUAAUUGUCAUGUCUUUAGCGAGGCCGACUUACCUCCUCCCCAUGAGAUGGUCGCCCGAGCCCUUUGGCAGUAUCAGUCUUAUUCUCCUUGUCCAUCAUCAAUUCCUCUCGAUUCAGGAGGCAGUAUAGUUCUGGAUCAGGUGGGUUUGUAUGUACAAUUCCCUUGUUUGCAGGUAAUGGUGCCUUCUCCUUGUCUUCCUGCAUGGGCCGCGCUGGAUGGGUGUUUUUAUCACCUGGAAGAGAGGUGCUUUACUCAAGUAGUUGUUCCUUUCCAGCGAAUUCUCCUCUGCAUGCUGAAGCCUAUGCAUGCCUUGUUGCACUAUCUAUAG